AUGAAACCAUCUUGUAAGGGUUGGAGUGAAAGGCUUAAGGAAGCUCUUUGGGCUUACAAGACUGCCUAUAAGACCCCUAUAGGCAUGUCUCUCUUUUGGUUGCUCUAUGGCAAGGCUUGCCAUCUACCUAUGGAGAUCGAGCACAAAUCUUAUUUGGCAAUCAAGGCAUUUGAUGCAGAUCUCGAAUCUUCACUUUUCAAUCAGAAGAUGCAACUCCAAGAACUUGAAGAAAUGAGACUUGAAUCCUAUGACAAUGCCAGAAUCUAUAAAGACAAGCUGAAAAUGAUUCAUGACAAACAAAUUCUGAGAUAG
Molecule: messenger RNA, 312 nt
Organism: Neltuma alba
Lineage: Eukaryota; Viridiplantae; Streptophyta; Magnoliopsida; Fabales; Fabaceae
Exons: 1
Coding region: 1-312 (103 amino acids)
Molecular function (GO): nucleic acid binding
Source: RefSeq, a predicted model, not a curated record